Messenger RNA from Symbiodinium sp. CCMP2592, 2064 nucleotides. The record is from the annotation of a GenBank genome assembly. NCBI's taxonomy places the organism in Eukaryota, Dinophyceae, Suessiales, Symbiodiniaceae.
AUGGUUCAACUCCCUGGUGUGGUGACUGUCGCCUUUCUCCUCGCCGCUUUUCUUCCUUGGGCGCUCGGGAUCCGUGUAGAGCACGACGCAGCCCCGAGUUCUCUACCGACUUGGCGCAACACUUCGUCCGAAGAGCUCCGAAGCUUGCUGCUGGAAGAGCUCGCCAAGGAAGAGUCGUUGAAGACGCCCUCCGGAGGAGCUGGCUGGGCCUGGGCGCAGGGUUUCACACAUGCAAAGCAACAUCUGCAGCGCAUGCAUGCAAAGCAACAUCUGCAGCGCAUGCUGUGGGGCGGAGAAUCCGUUGCAAAGGCGUCGCACGACGAGACUUCGUUGAAGGAGCGGAUCGGAAGUAUCCGAAAUGCCUGGGCGGAGGGCGGUGUCUCAGGCUGCUUCCGGCAGCUCGGCAACGUGAUCGCCAACCUGACAGCCGCCUGUGAAGAACGGAACCCUCAAGAGCACUUUGUGUUUCAGUAUUACACACCGCCGCUCCCAAAGAAGACUUGCAAUGAGAGCGUGGACGACAUCUUCGUCCGUGGCAGUGCUUUGGUGGAGGCCAUGCAGGUUUCGAUAGACGACUUGGCAUCCCUCAAGCUGGACGGAGGCACCGUGGCCACGGUGCAUGCGCUCUACUUCCUGCGGGCCUGGCUGAUCCCCCUUGCCCGAACACACAGCCCUGCCAUGCUGUGGGCCGGUUUUUGGGAUGCGGACCCGAGAAAUCGCACCACCCUACAGACACUACAUGAGUUUGCCACUGCCACGGACCAUGCCACCGUCCAUCCCGACAGCUGGCUAGGGCAGGUCAUUAACAGCAACGAUGACCUAGUGGACUGCUACAAAGAAGCCACGCGCCAGCUGCUGACGAACAUGUGGGCAAUUGCCAGCAUGAGCUUCGUCUUAGGCAUGAUGGAGAGGCGACAAAGCACUGUUGUCGCCUUGGUCAACAAGGACAUGGACGGCGAGCGGGCACUUCAAAAGGCCGUUUUGUACGAACAUGAGAUCCCGACACUGGGAGUGGCUGCUUACGGCCUUGGCUACUGGUCGCCCCAAGUUCUGCUCAUCGACAUGCAGGGCACAUGCUCGCAGACCAGCCCGGCACUCCAGCGGCAGCUCUUGUCUCGCUUGGGCGCAUGGGUGAAGGCGAAGCAGGAGCAGCACUGGCGAUUGCAGGACUUCGUUCACCGAUCGAGGCUACAUUGGCGAUGCCUCGACUGUGCGAACGCUGAAACUUGCAACUUGGACUCUGCUUUGGCCCAGCAAGUGACGCAGCUGGUGGAGGAGAAGCAGCUGAAGAGCCAGACGGGCCAAGAGCUGCUGCUUGCAGUGGAGCAUCCCGGCAUGAACCAGGCCCGAGUUGAUGCAGAGGCUGCGAAUGAGGAGGAAAGGGACGUUUUAAAGAAGUUAGAAAUGAGCCUUCUGAAGAUGCACCGAUUUCAGGAAGCUCAGCACGUGUACGAGUACUACACAAAGUUCGGCAAGGGCCUGAUGUACAAUUCAGCUGACCAGGGCCGUGAUUUGCAGGACCUGGUUCGGAAGGCAGAUGCCAACACUGCCGACCGAUCCGGCCAAACAGUCCUGCAUGCAGCUGCCAGCAGGGGAUACUCGGAGUUGGUGGUGCUACUCCUGGAACACCGGGCAGAGGUCAAUGAGCCUGCUCGUGGUUGCUCUACGCCCCUUCACGGCGCUGCCCUGCAGGGCCAUUUGAAGGUGUCAAGACUUCUCAUCGAGCAUAAGGCCUGCGUCAAUUCCCGCAAUGAGCGCUUACAGACGCCGCUCCAUCUGGCUGCAGGGAGCCAGAAACCCGGCCGCUCCCAGGUGCUCGCAUUGCUCCUCGAUCAGAAGGCAGAAGUCAAUUCCCGCGAUGUCAACGGCGACACACCCCUGCACAAGAGUGCUCAUCGCGCAAUCUUUAAUCCUGCCAUGGUGGGACUGCUCCUGGCACACAAGGCGGAGGUAUCUCCUAGCAACGUGCACGGCGAUACACCUUUGACAUAUGCUGUUGGCCCCACAAGGGAUCUGUUGUUGCAGCACGGAGCGACGCCGUUCGGACUGUCUGGUUCUUACUAG